AACCCAUCCCGUCUUUUAUCACUUACUACUCAUUGUACGCAUAUCCUCUUCCUCAUUACAUUCUCUCUCCACUUACCAUUCAAACAAAUGGCGAAUCUUGAUUUCAUCCUUCAAACAGGCUUCUAAAUAAAGCUUAAUACAACUCCAUAUCAUCAAUACCCUCAAUUUCAUAUAAUGGCUUCUUCUUGUAUAGAUUUUGAUAGAUUCAAGCUGCUUCCUCUUUCCCUCACUUCCCUCUCCAAUUCCCAUUCUCCUUCUACCUCAUCCAGAACCUUAAUUUUGACCCGACCCAGAUGCUCAAUUCCAAGAAUUGGGCUUUUUCUUUAUGGGUCCAGACUUAGGAGAGAGGUUUCGGGUAUCAUACCCAGAACCAUUUUCUUGAAACAUCCUCGAAUUAUCACUGCCGUUGCUCGUGCUGAACCCAAUGAGGAAGUCAACAAAGGCAACAGUACAACGGCGAGGGAAAUUCCCACUUCUGAACUUAAGCAGAAAAAUAGUCAACUGAAGAAAAGGGUAGUCUUUGGACUUGGUAUAGGUAUUUCUGUCGGAGGUGUGGUAUUGGCUGGAGGAUGGGUUUUCACUGUUGCCCUUGCUGCAGCUGUUUUUAUGGGUGCACGAGAGUACUUUGAGCUGGUUAGGAGUCGUGGAAUUGCUGAUGGAAUGACUCCUCCUCCUCGAUACAUAUCAAGAGUUUGCUCUGUAAUCUGUGCUCUCAUGCCUGUACUCACACUAUAUUUAGGUCAGAUUGAUGUUUCUGUUACCUCUGCGGCUUUUGUUGUUGCAAUGGCACUGUUGAUGCAAAGGGGAAUUCCUCGUUUUGCUCAACUUACUAGUGCCAUGUUUGGGCUCUUUUAUUGUGGCUAUCUCCCUUGUUUCUGGGUUAAGUUGAGAUGCGGUUUGGCAGUACCUGCUCUGAACACUAGACUGGGAGCAUCAUGGCCUGUCAUUUUUGGAGGCCAAACUCAGUGGACUGUGGGGCUUGUGGCAACCUUAAUUUCAUUCAGUAGUAUCAUUGCAGCAGAUACAUUUGCUUUUAUUGGAGGCAAGGCUUUUGGUAGGACACCGCUUACUAACAUUAGCCCAAAGAAAACCUGGGAGGGAGCUGCUGCAGGCUUAGGAGGUUGUAUAGCCACUUCUGUGUUGUUAUCAAGAAUUUUCUGUUGGCCUACAUUCACAUUAAGUGCUGUAGCUUUUGGAAUUCUGAACUUCUUUGGAUCUCUUUUCGGUGACCUUACUGAGUCAAUGAUCAAACGUGAUGCCGGUGUGAAGGACUCAGGAUCUCUCAUUCCUGGACAUGGGGGAAUACUGGACAGGGUGGACAGCUACAUAUUUACGGGGGCAUUGGCAUACUCCUUUGUGAAAUUGUUCUUACCAUUUUAUGGAGUUUGAUGAACCUGAUAACGAUUCCUUACAAAGAAAAAAGAUACUUCAUCGCUGUUCUCUUAACUUGGGAGCAAGCGCAAGGUGGCAUACUCGAUACAAGCAACAUACGACAUAGAAGGUUCCAUUGAAAGGUCAGUUUAGUUUCACACGACAAGAUUCCAGUUGCAUUGCAACUCCCCCAGAUUCUACUGAUUCAUAUACCUGAUUCCAAGUUUGAGGAAGCACUUUAGGUUGACAGAACGGGGAAGGGAUCCGCAUGAUGUUUGCGGAUUAGUGUUGGGUUGUUUUGGCUGAUACUAAGCUAGCUCCCCCAUUGUAAUUUUAGAAUUGUUGCAUAAUUAUGAUUCUGCAAGUGUAUAUUCGUUUUUAGUCACAGAAAUGUCUCAAUAAUUAUUAGGUUCAUAUAUUGAUUUAUUCAGGCGUAGCUUUGUUUAAA
Messenger RNA from Nicotiana attenuata, 1819 nucleotides. RefSeq names its product phosphatidate cytidylyltransferase 4, chloroplastic-like. NCBI's taxonomy places the organism in Eukaryota, Viridiplantae, Streptophyta, Magnoliopsida, Solanales, Solanaceae. Bases 175 to 1389 code for a protein of 404 amino acids. Gene Ontology annotation, cellular component: membrane. Gene Ontology annotation, molecular function: transferase activity, transferring phosphorus-containing groups. The record is from RefSeq and is a predicted model, not a curated record. The transcript has 7 exons.